Molecule: messenger RNA, 729 nt
Organism: Dovyalis caffra
Lineage: Eukaryota; Viridiplantae; Streptophyta; Magnoliopsida; Malpighiales; Salicaceae
Source: the annotation of a GenBank genome assembly
AUGGAAGUAGAGAAGAGAACAAAGAUGGGGUUUGAGGAGACAGAGCUAAGGCUAGGGUUACCUGGGAAUUGUGGAGGGGCCACUGAAGGAGGAGAGGUCGCAAGGAAGAGAGGAUUCUCUGAGACUGUGGACUUGAAGCUCAAUCUUUCUUCCAAGGAGGGGGAUAGCGAUCCAAAUCAUGAGAAGACUAAAAGUUUGCAAAGGGAGAAGAUACUUCUGGCCAUUGAUCCAGCAAAGCCUCCAGCUAAGGCACAGGUUGUGGGUUGGCCUCCAGUCCGAUCUUUCCGAAAGAACAUGUUAGCUAACCAAAAGAGCAGCACUUAUGAGGAGAGUACUGAGAAGGUUCCUGGGGGCAAUGCUACCUUCGUGAAGGUUAGCAUGGAUGGCGCACCUUACCUCCGUAAAGUGGACUUGAAGAUGUACAAGACUUACCAGGAGCUCUCUGAUGCCUUGGGCAAAAUGUUCAGUUCCUUUACUAUAGGAAAUUGCGGAUCCCAUGGAAUGAAAGAUUCCUUGAACGAGAGCAAGCUCAAAGAUCUUCUUAAUGGCACUGAUUAUGUUCCAACUUACGAAGACAAGGAUGGUGACUGGAUGCUCGUUGGCGAUGUGCCAUGGAACAUGUUUGUUGAAUCGUGCAAGCGGCUGCGAAUAAUGAAAGGGACGGAGGCGACUGGACUUGAUGAUUCUUCCAGCGAUCCAGUAGCUUUGCACAAUACUGAAGAGGAUUAA